Molecule: messenger RNA, 4584 nt
Organism: Syngnathus typhle (broad-nosed pipefish)
Lineage: Eukaryota; Metazoa; Chordata; Actinopteri; Syngnathiformes; Syngnathidae
Gene: plcb1
Product: phospholipase C beta 1
Exons: 32
Coding region: 239-3724 (1161 amino acids)
Biological process (GO): phosphatidylinositol-mediated signaling; memory; lipid catabolic process
Cellular component (GO): nuclear speck; cytoplasm
Molecular function (GO): calmodulin binding; phosphatidylinositol-4,5-bisphosphate phospholipase C activity; calcium ion binding
Source: RefSeq, a predicted model, not a curated record
GUCAAUUUGUGGAGGCUGAGCGCACGCACGUGUGUUGUCGUCUCCCAUAAAGGCAUCUGCUUCAGUCUUCAGUCUGUCUGUUGCAGCACAAAGGGGUGGGGGCGGACCACGCAUAGCACCACCACAAGAAGACGAUGCCAAGGAGGAGGAGAAGGAUGCAGCAGCUCGGCAACUCUGCCUGUUGACGAGAGUUCGGCAAGCUCGGACCCCCCCCCACUCCACACGUGCAUGAGGAGCCAUGGCCAGCGCCCAGCCGGGGGUCCACGCCUUAAAACUCCAGCCACCUGCCGUGUCGCCAACCUUGAGGAACGGCAGCAACUUCAUCAAAUGGGACGAGGAUCUUUCCACUGUAACUCCUGUGACGCUCUUUGUCGACCCUCAUGGACUUUAUCUGUACUGGACCGACCAGAACAAGGAGAGCGAGUUGUUAGACUUGACCCAUGUGAAAGAUGUCCGGACGGGCAGGAGCACCAAAACUGCCAAGGAGGCCAAGCUGCGGGAGCUGCUGGACGUGGGCAACCUGGUGGGCCGGCUGGAGAACCGCAUGGUCACUGUGGUGACGGCCUCCGACAUUGUCAACGUCAACCAGAUCAUCUUCAUCGCCUCUCAGGAGGAUGAGGCCAAGGUGUGGUGUGAGGAGCUCUUUUGUUUGUCUUCCAACCUGCUGAGCCACAACCUCAACAGAGACCACAGCCUCCUCAAAGCGUACGUGAAGUUGACUGUGCAGCCCAACUCGGAGGGCAGAAUUCCCGUCAAGAAUAUCGUUCGCUUGUUUUCAUCAGACAGAAAGCGAGUAGAGAACGCGCUGGAGAACUGCCGACUUCCUUACGGGCGGGGUGACGCCGUCAAACUGGAGGACUUCUCUCUGGAGGCGUACAAGAGCUUCCUGGAGCAUCUUUGUCCUCGGCCAGAGCUGGCCAACAUCUUCCAAAUGCAGGGAGGCAAGGACAAAACCGUGUCGUUGGAUCGGAUGACGGAUUUCAUCAACUUCAAGCAGCGGGACCCCAGACUCAACGAGAUCCUCUACCCGCCUCUCAGGCCCGCUCAAACCCAGACGCUCCUCGAAAGGCACCAAAGCGACAAGACGCUGCUGGAGCAGGGCCUGAUCUCGCUGCAGGCCUUCUGCAGUUAUCUGUCGAGUGACGAGAACGGCGUCAUCCCUCCGGACAAACUGGACCAGUCUGAAGACAUGAGCUUCCCGCUGUCGCACUAUUUUGUCAACUCCUCGCAUAAUACAUACCUGACAGCGGGCCAGCUGGCAGGAAGCUCGUCGGUGGAGAUGUACCGACAGGUGCUGCUGGCCGGAUGUCGCUGCGUGGAGCUGGACGUGUGGAAAGGUCGCACAGCCGAAGAGGAGCCCGUCAUCACGCACGGCUUCACCAUGACCUCGGAGAUCUCCUUCAAGGAAGUCAUUGAGGCCAUUGCAGAGUGUGCCUUCAAGACAUCACCUUUCCCGGUCAUCUUGUCUUUCGAGAAUCACGUCGACUCUUUGAAGCAGCAGGCUAAAAUGGCGGAAUAUUGUCGAUCAAUCUUUGGGGAGGCAUUACUGAUCGACCCGCUGGACAAAUACCCGCUGGAGCCGGGCAUGCCGCUGCCGAGUCCUCAGGAGCUGAUGGGAAAAAUUCUUAUCAAGAACAAGAAAUCGCACAAAGCCUCCUCUGGUGGCGGCAGUGACGUCAAGAGGUUGACGGAGCAGCCGACCAAUCAGGACACGGAGCCCGUGUUGCCUAGCAACAACAACACAGAGAUAGAAGCUGAAAGCGAGGAAGAGGAUGAUGACGACGACGAUGACGGUAAAAAGGGCUCAGCAGAGCGCGAGGCCGUGGCCACGGAGGAGAUGUCCACACUGGUCAACUACGUGCAGCCCACCAAGUUCAACUCCUUUGAGGCCUCUAAGAAGGCAGCCCGCUGUUACCACAUGUCGUCAUUUGUGGAGACCAAAGCUCUGGAGCACCUCACCAAGUCACCAGUGGAGUUUGUGGAAUACAAUAAAUCGCAGCUAAGUCGGAUUUAUCCCAAAGGAACCCGAGUGGAUUCGUCCAACUUCAUGCCGCAGCUUUUCUGGAACGCCGGCUGUCAACUGGUGGCUCUCAAUUAUCAAACCAUAGAUCUGUCCAUGCAGUUGAACCUCUUCAUGUUUGAGUACAACGGUCGCAGCGGCUACAGGCUGAAGCCCGAGUUCAUGCGGCGUCCGGACAAACACUUUGACCCUUUCACCGAGAACACGGUGGACGGUAUUGUAGCCAACACGCUCUCCGUGAAGGUGAUCUCGGGCCAGUUCCUCACCGAGCGCAGGGUGGGCGUCUAUGUGGAAGUGGAGAUGUUUGGGCUUCCUGUUGACACCAGGAGAAAAGCUCUGAAAACUAAAACCUCUCAGAACAACAAUGCCAUCAACCCGGUGUGGGAUGAGGAACCUGUCGUCUUCAAGAAGGUGAUUCUUCCUACUCUGGCCUCACUGAGAAUUGCCGCCUUUGAGGAAGGAGGGAAGUUCAUCGGCCAUCGCAUAAUUCCAGUGUCUGCCGUACGACCCGGGUAUCGUUAUAUCGGCCUGAGGAACGAGAAGAACCAGUCACUUAUUCUGCCCGCCGUGUUUGUCUACAUGGAAGUCAAAGACUACGUCCCAGACACCUUUGCAGACGUGAUCGAGGCGCUAUCCAACCCGAUUCGAUACGUCAACCUGCUGGAGCAGCGUUCCAAGCAGCUGGCCGCUCUCACGCUGGAGGACGCAGAGGACGACGUGCAGACCGAGGACGAAGCAGAAGGCUGCGCCGAGCGUAAAAACGAUCCCAAGUCGGCGUUGGUGGAGAACGGACUGAGCCCGGCCCCCGGACCCACGGGCCAGGCUCCCGUCGUCGCGGCACCCAAACCCUCUGCGGCCAAUCAGCAAGCAGCUACUUCAGAUGCAGCCAAACCAGCAGCAAAGAGUGAAGAUUUGGUGUUAAGCGUUUUGAUAGACAUGCCCGUGUGCACGUUGGCCACCCUGCAGCAGUCUAAAUUGUACCAGAAGGAGCAGCGGCGUCAGUUCAAGGAGGUGAAGGAACUGGUGAGGAGACACCAGAAGAAGACCUCUGAGCUCCUGCGAGACAUCAACAACAAGUACAAGAAGACGGCCAGACAGUGCAGCAAGAGCAGGAGCUCGUCCGAGGAGCCUGACGAGCGUCUCCGCUCGCUGCGAGACGAGCAGUGCGAGCAGCUUGCGACGCUCCGCCGGGAGCAGUACUACAGCCAAAAGUAUCUGCAGAGGGAGCACAUCAAGACGCUGAACGAGCGACUCUGCAGCCUGGCUGAAGAGCAUCACAGCGCGCAGAUGAAGAAACUCAAAGACAUCUGCAACAAGGAGAAGAAGGAUCUGAAGAGGCAGAUGGACCGAAGAAGAACGGAGAAAAUCAACUUGGCCAAGACCAAAGAGAAACAUCUAGCAGAAGAAGAGAAGAUGGAGAUCAACAAGCUGUACGUCAAUGAAGUGGUGCAGAACAUCAAACGACUGGAGGAGACCCAGGCCAAGCGCCUCGAGCAGCUGGUGGAGCAACACGAUCAUCUGCUGCAGGAGAUACAGCAGCAGAAACCCAAGCUGCAGGGCGCCAUCGAGGCUGAGUUCCGGGAGAAGUUUGAGCGUUUGCCGGGCGAGAUUCGAGACUUCCUGCAGGACAGGAGGCCGGAGGUCAGAGGGCACAGCAAGUCCCGACCGUCCACCCCCAACGAGAUUCUUUCCGAGGACGACUGACCGAGCGGGAAAUUCCAAAGCAAGACAGCAGCUGUAGGCAGACUAAUUUUUUAUGCAAUGACGACUUGGACCAUGAGUUUGGAUCGUUGAUGUCCCUCAACAUUGAGGCAUAUUUCAAUCAUCUUCCAACCUACCAACUAACCGAGUUCGCAAACAGCCUGCCGGCUUCUCCCCUGGCCCACCCACCUACCUACCAAGCGUUUUGAGUUGCUUAGCAACCAGCUUUCUAGCCUCUCAGUCUAUCUAUCGUACAAUCAAGCCGGCUACCAGCAGACCGACCGUACCAUGUCUGACUUGCUGUAGUUUUUUUUUUUUUUCUCUUUGUCUUUUUUCUUGUUUUGCUAACACCCAAACUAAAUCCUCUACCCUGGACUGUGAAUGGGUUGAAGUAAGUUCGAAAUUUAUUUAUUUAUUUAUUUAUUUAUUUAUUUAUUUAUUUAUUUAUUUAUUUAUUUAUUUAUUUAUUUAUUUAUUUAUUUAUUUAUUUAUUUAUUUAUUUAUUUAUUUAUUUAAGCAAAUCAAAUUCCAGAGAGUAGAGCAACUUUAGAGCUUUCCUUUUUAGGCCAUGGGUGCAUCUUGAAAGGAAUGUGAUUUUUUUUUUUCUCUCUGCCACCCUGCAUGAAGUUUGACCUAUUUAUUUAAGCGAUACAAGAUGGCAACUUUCUAAUGGUGACUUUGAUACUGUAGGCCUCAUUGAAAUGUUGUCGCAUACAAACAAGCCAUUUCAUUUCUUUCACACACAACACUUUUCAAAAUACCCUGCUUGUGCAGCAGCAGCAUCCUCGUAGACUUUGUUUUCGCCUCUCUGUGUGAGGUAUUUGUUUUCAUGAUACUUUCAAAUAACAGCUCUCAAUCAAAAA